This is a messenger RNA of Nerophis ophidion (straightnose pipefish), 3505 nucleotides long. RefSeq names its product leucine-rich repeat and fibronectin type III domain-containing protein 1-like protein. The transcript has 11 exons. The record is from RefSeq and is a predicted model, not a curated record. Bases 201 to 2219 code for a protein of 672 amino acids. Gene Ontology annotation, molecular function: protein binding. NCBI's taxonomy places the organism in Eukaryota, Metazoa, Chordata, Actinopteri, Syngnathiformes, Syngnathidae.
CACUGUUUUGUUGACACACCUGCUGUUGAUUGGCAGCUGGUCCACACCUGGGAUUCGGACACAGCGUGAAGGCUGGGCUCCGUCCUCCAGGCUGUGCAUCCCGACCUGUCCAUCUGUCAGUCACGGCGGAUAGUCUUCAUGUUGAGCCUGAUUAAAUAAACGCACGCUUGGUAGAGUGGCCUUGUUUCCGGUUGAAUACCAUGGAAAGACUGUGGUUGUCUUUGCUGUUGCUGACGGCGACAUGCAGAGGACAGCCGUGUCCGAAACGUUGCAUGUGCCAGGGCCUUUCGCCGUCGCUCGCCAUUCUCUGCUCCAAGACGGGCUUGCUAUUUGUUCCUGUUGCCAUAGACCGCCGCACCGUGGAGCUCCGGCUUCAAGAGAACUUCAUCACAGCCGUCCGCAGGAAGGAUUUUGCCAACAUGACCAACCUGUUGCAUCUGACCCUGUCCAGAAACACCAUCAGUCAGAUCCUGCCUUCAGCUUUCAGUGACCUGCGACGACUGCGAUCUCUCCACUUGGACUCUAAUAGAUUAACUGUUAUUAAGGAUGAUCAUUUCAAUGGCCUUACAAACCUUCGCCAUCUAAUUCUGGCCAACAACCAGCUGCACUCCAUAUCUCCUCAUGCGUUUGAUGACUUCCUGUCCACACUGGAGGAUUUGGACCUGAGCUACAAUAACCUCGCCCAAGUUCCCUGGGAGACCAUCGGGCGCCUGACAAAUGUCAACACCUUAAACAUGGACCAUAAUCUCAUCGAAAACGUUCCCCAAGGCGUAUUCACCAACUUACACAAACUGGCCAGGCUGGAUAUGACAUCCAACAAACUGAAAAAAAUCCCCCCUGACCCACUUUUCCUGAGAAUACCAGUUUAUGCAAAAUCCAGAGGCAGUCCUCUGUCCUCGUUGGUGUUGAGUUUCGGCGGGAACCCUCUUCACUGUAACUGUGAACUCCUGUGGUUGCGGAGACUGACCAGAGAGGACGACUUGGAGACGUGUGCGUCGCCCCAAGACCUUAGCGCUAAAUACUUCUGGACCAUACCCGAGGAGGAAUUUAUUUGUGAUCCGCCGGUGUUGACACGCAAGUCCCCCCAGACCGUGGCUAUGGAGGGUCAGCCUUCCAGCCUCAAAUGUAAAGCAAACGGAGAUCCAGAACCGGAAGUACAUUGGAUCAGUCCUGAGGGUCGACUUAUAUCCAAUAGCACAAGAACUUUGGUUUUCCCCAACGGAAGCCUGGAGAUCAACGUCACCUCCCUGAAGGACGCCGGCAACUUCACCUGCAUCGCCUCCAACGCCGCGGGGGAGUCCACCGGCAGGGUGGAGCUGUCCGUCACGCCCACGCCGCACCUGGCCAACAGCACCAGCCGCAGCCGGGACCCGUCGGACAGCCGGGAGCCGGCGCCUUCCGACAUCCUCACCUCGUCCAAAGCGUCCGCCCCCGGCAACGAGACGCGGGCGGGGGACCGGCGGGUGUCGCUGGUGGAGCUGACGGGGAACUCCGCCCUCAUUAGGUGGAGCAGCCAGGCGCCCGUGUCAGGAGUCAGGAUGUUCCAGGUCCAGUACAACAGCUCGGGGGACGACACGCUGGUCUACAGGAUGAUCCCCUCCAGCACCAACGACUUCCUCGUCCGCGACCUCGCCGCCGGCAGAAGCUACGACCUCUGCGUCCUGGCCGUGUUCGACGACGUCGUCACCUCCCUGACCGCCACGCGUCCCCUGGGCUGCCUGUCCUUCGCCACCGACACGGACUUCACGCAGUGCCAGGCGCUGCACAGCCACUUCCUGGGCGGGACCAUGAUCAUCAUCAUCGGCGGGAUCAUCGUGGCGUCCGUCCUGGUCUUCAUCAUCAUCCUGAUGAUCCGCUACAAGGUGUACAACCACCAGGGGACGGCCCACGGCAAGGCCGCCAUUUCCCCCACCGUGCCCAGGCAGCAGAGCAACGGGCAGAACCAGGCGCUGACGAGAUCCGCUUCCAAAAUGGAGGAGGACGCGGUGGGGCCGUCGAGGGCCGUGUCGCCUAGCAACACCCUGAGAGACACGGUGGCAUUGGUUGUGGAGGAGGCCAGUGGGCGGAACCCCGCCACGCGGACCGACUCCUCGGCCAAUGAGGAGUUGUUGUCGCCCGGCAAGUCCCGCUACGGCUCCAGGGUCGCCAUCGAGAUGAAGAGCAGACGGCCAUCUGUUGCCAAAGAGCCCGCCUCCCCCAAGGAACUGGCAGGACCGUGAGGUUUCCUGAAAGCGGAGUGCGGACAUCGACAGCGCGGGCGCGACGUGGAAACGAACGAGGGAGAAGAAGGCGCCUUUUUUACUGUUUGUCUUCUUUUCUCCCCGCCGUCUUUUUGUCUCCCGCCUGGCUCCCCGCUCAUCGACUUAUCACGCUCUCCUCCUUCCUGGAUGGGAUUACUCGGCGACGGUGAUUGGCCGGCUCCAGCAGGAUCCAGCUGUCAGCGGAGUCAUCUUAAUCACUUUUAAUGGAACCCGUUUAACUCUCAUUAAAUCCUGCUUUUUUUAUUUUUUUUUCUCUCGGCCGAACACGGUCGAUUCCGCGGGCCGUGAUGGAUGCUUUCUGAUAGACAGGGAGAAACCAUACGGAUGUGCUCUGACGCAAAACGGUCAAAGGAACCGUGGACAAGGACGGGGAAGAACAUACUUGGAUCUACAAAUGCUCAGCACAGGUGGAUUCUGGGUAACAGCAACACUUAUUCACUCUAAACUGCAUAAUCACAAAGAACGGGUGGAUUCUAACUUGGACCCGGCACAAUUCGAACUUCAAGAGAUUUGACUCUAAAAGAUGAAGAAGGAUUUGAGACGGACAAUGGAUGUUUCCGAUUGGAUUAAACCCCGGCAGACCCCCCCUCUGAAGCAGAUGCAGAAUUCAUCCGUGUGUCUCAAGAUGAAAUAGAUCGGCACCCUACCCAAAAAAUUGGAGAAAAAAAGCAGGACAUCAAUUUUUGUCACGCAUUAGCGAUCAUAUUUUGACCCGUAGCCCCGCCUCCCCAGCCCUCAUCGUCACGACAACCAGUGUUAAUGUUAAGUAUUUUAUUGUGAAGGACAAAUGUGGAUAUUGUUUACUGCAUCGUUUGUGGUGGUCUCUGCUCACAUCAUGGUCAACAUUGGAGUGUGUGGACCUCACAUCCCAGCCGUGUUUGCGUUCUCCGUUAGAAAGGUGGUCCUCGAGUUACGACGCUGGCUAUUUUACCCCAUAAGUUAUUAAUAAUAAUUGCCAUAUUUUCUGGACUAUAAAGCGCACUCAUUAAACUCCAGGGUAUUUUUUUCUCUCCAUAUAUUAGCCGCACAGGACUAUAAGCCGCAGAUAUAUACGUUUUAAAAUGAGGUAUUCACAAAUAAAUAUUAUGUAAAUGUUUAUUUCCAUACCUUAAAUGUUUCCAAACGUUUUUUGUAAAAAGGCAGUAAAACGGCCGACCAAACAAAACAGAAGUCAUCGUCAUGGACUCACUAGUUGCGGAGGCUAGCUCUCCAAUCAUUGAUGGAUUUACUGAAGAAUUUGCAUA